Molecule: messenger RNA, 859 nt
Organism: Vigna unguiculata (cowpea)
Lineage: Eukaryota; Viridiplantae; Streptophyta; Magnoliopsida; Fabales; Fabaceae
Source: RefSeq, a predicted model, not a curated record
CAGAGAUUGAAAUUUUGGGGAGAUGAAAGGUUAAAGUGAGAGGUGGAGAGCUAUAUAUGACGGAAGAGACCCUCUCCUCUCUCAACAGGUGAAGAACAAUACCCAUUUCUCCGGUAAAAGUAAUCAUCACCACCGUCGUGAACAUGGCUCUGGUAGCAGAAGAUGUGAAGAAGAGAUCGGAGGUGUACUACGGGGACGAAAUCUGCCAAGUGAAGUCCAAAGAGCUACUCAAGGAAAUCUCUCUCCCCAAUGGUCUCUUGCCCCUCAAAGACAUAGAAGAGUGCGGUUACGACCGAGAAACCGGCUUCGUCUGGCUCAAGCAAAAGAAGAAUUACACUCACAAGUUCGAGAAAAUCGGUAAACUCGUGUCCUACGCGCCCGAGGUCACUGCUCAAGUAGAGAAGGGAAAGAUCUCCAAGCUCACCGGUGUGGAGACGAAGGAGCUCUUGCUCUGGAUCACGCUCAGUGACAUCUACGUCGAUGACCCUCCCACCGGCAAAAUCACCUUCAAAACCCCCGCAGGGCUAUUUCGGUCUUUUCCUGUCUCCGCCUUCGAGAUUGAGGAGGAGGCUCAGGCGAGUAAGCGCGUGGAGGAGCCCGCUGCGGCUGUGCAAGUCAAAGAGGUCUGAUUCAUUCUCAACUAUCUUCUGUCUUGGUGGUUAGUUACGGUGAAUGAAUCCAAAAUGAUAAUAAUUACUGUCAAAUUAAGUUUUAUUUAUGUCACUCUUUUUAUUAUUAAUGUUAUUUUUAUCAUGAAAUCAAUAUGAUACUGCUCUUUUAGCAAUUAACCGUCCUUUUGAUUUCGUCUUGGAGGAAACAAAUGGAUUCAUAUUUGGAUGGUUAUUUACUUUUUCUGGAA